Molecule: messenger RNA, 1468 nt
Organism: Mytilus trossulus (common blue mussel)
Lineage: Eukaryota; Metazoa; Mollusca; Bivalvia; Mytilida; Mytilidae
Exons: 1
Coding region: 47-1468 (473 amino acids)
Cellular component (GO): cytoplasm
Molecular function (GO): protein serine/threonine kinase activity
Source: RefSeq, a predicted model, not a curated record
AAUUACAUAAUAGUCUUGUGCAAAUCAUUUCAAGAUAUAUACCGAUAUGGUACCCAUUAUGAAUCCUCUUGGUAAAAUGGUUAUGGCUUUGUUGCUGUUUGUAGCGCUCGUAGAUUCAAAGUCCCUCGAUAAAUGGAUUAGUUAUUCGAAAAAUGGUUUUGAUUCACAAGUAAAAAGGGACGUCGUAGGAAAUUCUGGUAAACAAGCACUGGAUUUAGCUUUUGUUAUGGACUGUACUGGGAGCAUGGGAUCGUAUAUAGAUACCGCUAGACAACAUAUUCAGACCAUUGUGGACGAAAUUGUAACUAAUUCUAACACCACAGUUCGCUUAGCAUUGAUUGAAUAUAGAGAUCAUCCUCCACAGGACAAUACGUUUGUUACAAAAACAUAUGAUUUCACAGAUUCUGUGUUCAUGAUGAAAAUUUGGCUAAAUGCUGCGCGCGCCACUGGAGGUGGGGACGGUCCUGAGGCUGUGGCUGAAGCUUUGUUCAAAGCCACGAAACUGUCAUGGCGUCCCGAAGCUACCAAAAUAACUGUACUGAUUUCUGAUGCACCUCCCCAUGGACUCGUUCCGUCGCAAGACAGUUCGUUCCCUAACGGAUCUCCUACUGGACACGAUCCAAUGAAGAUAGUUCGUGACAUAGCUCAAAUGGGCGUGACCUUAUAUGUUAUUGGUUGUGAACCAGCUAUACUUCCAUAUAAAGACUUUUUCAUGGCACUUGACUAUUUGGCUGGUGGGCAAUACGUUCCUCUGUCGAGACCAGAACUUCUGGUUGAUGUUAUAACGGGCGGCGCCAAAGAAGAACUAUCAAUUCAGAAAUUUGAAAAGCUCGUGAAGGCUGAGGUCCAGAAAACUAUUGCAGCAGGAGGCUCUGUUGAUAAACAGUUAAUUUCACAAACUGUAUAUAAUGAGCUGGUUAAUUCGGGAGCAACGUCGACUCAUUUGUUAUUAAACAAUGCAACGUUAGAAGGUACAACGGAUGCCGCAAAACAAAUAGCAUCGGCAACAUCUAUGGCGGAAGUACGACUUCAUUUCCAUAUGGCAACUGCAACACAUGUCUCUUAUCCAGGAACAGGUACAGGAGUGUUCACAGGAACGUUGACAGGAACAUUUACCGGAACCGGAACAGGCACAGGAGCAUUUACAGGAACAGGAACAGACACAGGAGCAUUCACAGGAACAGGAACAGGCACAGGAGCAUUUACAGGAACCGGAACAGGCAAGGGACCAUACACAGGAACAGGCAUAGGAACGUUAACCGGAACAGGAACCGGAACAGGCACAAGACCAUACACAGGAACAGGAACCGGAACAGGAACCGGAACUGGAACAGGAGGCACAGGAAUGUUUACAGGAACCGGAGCAGGCAUAGGAACGUUAACAGGUACCGGGGACAAAUAUAGUGCUGUUCAUUCGGGAAUUAGUGUGGACCAAGUCGACAGAUUAGUACAGAAAGUUAUUGGUUGA